UUUAGUUCAAUGCUAUGAAUAGAUAUGAAACAUUGAUUGUACACUAUACACUUUGUUUUGGUUUGUGAUACCUACUUGCCGUAUCAAAUCGUGUUUGUUUAUCGAAGAUAAAUUUAAUUGAAUAAUGAAUCGGUCGCCUUUUAUACUUAAAAAAAAACAAUAACUUUAAACCUAUAAAAGGGUCCUAUAAUCGAAAUUUUACUCAGUUGUUAUCAUAUUCCGACAAGUGCGCUUGAAAACUAUUUUUUAUAGAGAAUCUACAUUAAACAAGCACCUACCUAUCUACUUACUGCAUCGGACACACAUAAGCAAAAUGGCGAAGCCCCUCAUCUUCUACAAUAUAAAGGCAUUAGGGGAAAUCACAUCCUUCCUGAAAGCAGAUGAGUACUAUGAAAUAGGAUAUUCAGAAGGAGAGACGGCGAGACUGUACAUUUUGAACAGCCACGUUUUUAGAUUUUAUAUGUCUCCCACCGGAGAAUUCAGGGAAUAUCCAAAACCUAUGAACCCCGGAGACAUCGCGAAAAUCACUUCGAAAACCAUGAGGGAGUAUGGCUUGAAAGCCUUCGAAGAUUCCAGAGUCAUAUGGAAUUCCACCUCGUAUAUCGUUGCCACAGAUAAAAUUGAAAUUUCGUUUCAUAUGGUAAAUGGAAUAAUGGCGGUUACAGAUCGAAAACACACAAUACUAGAAGAACUGCUACCGAUCUCGUACACGGAUUAUAAAUCUACACAGAUGUUGAAGCAACGCGAAAACGAGUAUUUCUUUGGGGGCGGAAUGCAAAACGGUCGAUUUACACACAAAGGGAAAGUAAUAACUAUUGUUAAUACCAAUAAUUGGGUAGAUGGUGGUGUUACUUCACCCAACCCGUUUUACUGGUCAACAAACGGUUAUGGAGUCCUCAGAAAUACCUGGCAGCCCGGAGUUUACGACUUUGGUACUAAAUCGCCAAAAUAUGCCAAGACCGUCCACAGAGGAGAAGAAUUCGACGCAUUUUACUUCAUUAACUCCCAACCAAGAGACAUAUUGAACGAUUACUAUGAACUGACCGGUAAACCUCUUUUGAUGCCCGAAUAUGCUUUUUACGAAGCACAUCUAAACGCCUUUAAUAGAGAUUACUGGGUUCAAGUAAGUCCCGAAACUCCACGGGCCAUUUUAUUUGAAGAUGGCUGUUACUACAAAAGCUAUCAGCCAAAAGAAAUAGGCGACAAGAAAGGAAUAUUGGAGUCUCUAAAUGGAGAAAAUAAUAACUAUCAGUUUUCCGCACGCGGAAUGAUAGACAGAUACAAAAUGCACGAUAUGCCAUUAGGCUGGUUCGUGCCAAAUGACGGCUACGGCAGUGGGUAUGGGCAGACCGAUUCGUUGGAUGGUGAUAUUGAAAACCUCAAAGAGUUUGCUGACUACGCAAGAUUACAAGGCAUCGAGGCAGCGCUGUGGACCGAAUCAAAUCUCCACCCUGCUGAUCCUGAAAAUCCAAAGAAAGGGGAACGUGAUUUAGAGAAAGAGGUCAGUGUAGCGGGUGUUGUGGCGUUGAAAUGUGAUGUGGCCUGGAUUGGAAGCGGAUAUUCAUUCGGGCUGAAUGCUGUCGAAGACGCAACAAAUGUAUUCAAUAGCAGCACAACGCAGAAGGCUAGACCUAUGAUAAUCAUGGUCGAUGGGUGGGCUGGAACACAAAGAUAUUCGGGCAUCUGGAGUGGCGACCAAAAGGGAGGAGAAUGGGAAUACAUCCGCUUCCACAUCCCUACUUAUAUCGGCUGUGGUUUAUCCGGACAGCCGGUUAUAGGAUCAGACAUGGAUGGAAUUUAUGCAGGCGGAGAUAGGGAAGUGAACAUCAGAGAUUAUCAGUGGAAGACGUUCACGCCACUGCAGUUGAAUAUGGACGGGUGGGGCGACAAACAAAAAACACCCUUUGCAUUUGACGCUGAGGCCACAACUAUCAACAGAGCGUACUUGAAACUGAAGUCAAUGUUGAUGCCUUACAACUACACAGUGGCUCAUGAAUCAAUAGAAGGGCUGCCCAUGAUCAGAGCGAUGUUAUUGGAGUUCCCUAACGAAUUUCCAGCUUACACAACUGAUUCACAAUACCAAUUCAUGUGGGGGCCCUACAUUUUGGUGGCUCCAAAAUAUAAUGACAAAGAAAUAGAUGACAGUGGAAACUCAGUACGGAAUACGAUAUUCCUUCCUGACGAAAACCAAGUGUGGGUGGAUUUCUUCACAGGGGACCAAUAUUUGGGAGGCAAAUUUUGGAAUAACUUCUUGACACCGUUGUGGAAGAUUCCAGUAUUUAUCAAAAGUGGUGCUAUUUUACCCAUGGUUAAUCCCAAUAAUAAUCCAACAGAAAUCAAAAGGGAUAACAGAAUAUUUACUUUGUACCCAGAUGAUAAAUCGAGCUUCGAAGUUUAUGAAGAUGAUGGGAUGAGUACUGAUUAUCAGGAAGGUCAUUUUGCUAAAACUUCUAUCACAAUGAUGGGGCCAAAAACUGGUAAUCACUUGUAUAUCAAUAUUGGUAGGACAUUAGGCACAUACAAUGGUAUGGUUAAAGUUAGAAGCACACUUUUACAAGUGAUGACUACAACAGCAAGUUGUAGUGAAAUAAAAGCAGCUAUUAAUGGGUUUGAAGUAGAAAUUUCAGAAGCUAAAACAGAGAACGAGUUCAAUGAUAAGAGAAAUGCAUAUUUUUUCAAAGAGGACUUCAUUGUCAACCCAUAUUUCAACAAGUUCUCUAGCGAGGAUCUAUAUCAGAAAUGUCUUUUAGUCAAGAUUGAAAAGAUAAAUGUAACUGAAAAUGAAAUUCAGCUUAAAAUCAAAGAUUUUAUCAGCGAUAGCAAAGUGUUAGGUGACAUGUCAAUAAACAAAUCAAUACCGAAAACCAGUUUCGAAGAGCCGAUAGAGGAUAUCACUCCAACUACCAUAACACUGAAGUGGAAACCAGUGGAAGGGGUAGAUUUUUAUGAAAUAGAGAGAGAUGGCAUCAUUUUCACAAAUAUCACAGGAAACUCUUUCACCUUCGACGAGUUCAAAUACGAAUCAAAACACAAUUUCAUGAUUCGUUCAGCUAAAGGUCAGGAGGUGUCGGAAUGGAGUGAGGCUGUUCAAGCUGUAACAAAAAAGGAUCCGUAUAUAAACACCAUAGAAAUGGUCAAGGUGAAAUGUAACCUCCCAUGCCAGCCCCAACAAGAAGUGUGUAAUUUAACCGACAAAGACUUCAAAUCCAUGUGGCACACAGAUUGGGGAGAAGUCGGGAAGUUUAAUCCCGAAGAUGAUCACUUCUUGAUGUUGUCUUUUGACCUGGGCCACGUGUAUAAGAUAAACAAAGUCGAGUAUGUUCCCCGUGCCGACGCCGGCAACGGGACUUUCCUCGAGCUCCAGUAUAAAGUUUCAGUUGACAAAUCAACUUGGACUCCAUACUCCAACACAAUAAUAUUCCCUCAAGAUGAGACAGUCAAAGUGAUUCCUUUAAACGGGACAGCAUUCAGGUAUAUGAAGGUGAAAGUAUUGAACUCUGUGGGCGGUUUUGGAUCUGGAAAACAGAUGCUAUUUUAUAAAGAAAUAGCAGAAUAAACUCACGCGCUUACCUUUUAGGCUUUCUAUGUUCGACGUUUGGUAUUAUUUGCUACCUCAUAAUACUCAGCCGUAGAAAAUAACCAAGAGAAUUAUUACUUUAAGAAAUGAAAUAUUGUAUUGUGCUAACAACUUAUAUUUUGUGCUUCAUAAAUUAUGUUAUGCAAUAAAUAAAUGUUAUUAAAUAGAG
Messenger RNA from Ostrinia furnacalis (Asian corn borer), 3746 nucleotides. RefSeq lists its product as uncharacterized. The coding region runs from base 314 to 3556 and encodes 1080 amino acids. The transcript is spliced from 2 exons. Gene Ontology annotation, molecular function: protein binding; carbohydrate binding; hydrolase activity, hydrolyzing O-glycosyl compounds. The record is from RefSeq and is a predicted model, not a curated record. Gene Ontology annotation, biological process: carbohydrate metabolic process. Lineage: Eukaryota; Metazoa; Arthropoda; Insecta; Lepidoptera; Crambidae.